CACCAAAAUUAUGGAACUAACCAACCAGCAAGAAGCCCGCCAAGCGUCGUCCAUCGCGUCCAUUGCAGGAAGAGGAUUUCGAAUUGCUACUGAGCUGUUUACAGAGAAAAGCUGAAACAUGGCAUCGAUAAAGGAUACCAAGUCAGCAGGAAAGACCUCUAGGUCCCGGUCCAAGUCUAAGUCCAGGAGCCGUAGUCGUAGUCGCAGCAGAAGCAGAUCAAGAGGACGAACUUCAUCAGUAACUCGCCAACGCAAACCCACCACCCCAAAACCCAAACAGGAAAAGAUGGAGUCAAACUCACCAGCCAGGACAAGAAACAGAACCCCUGAAAGGGCUGUAACUCCAACCAGAAAGUCUGCUCGUCUUCAGAACCUGACCCUUGCCCCAGAGGAGAGGAAGCCAUUGGAGUUUGAACCAUCAGCGGAGGAGGAGAAGCGUGUUAGCCGCACAAAGAAGACAGAGUUUGGAGGAGCCAUUGGAGCAUUUUUCAUGAUCUUAGGACUUCCAAUCACAGUUUACUUUUUCAACUUUGUUUGCAGCAAGAACAAUUGCAAGCCCCACCUACCCAUUGUGUCAUUGGACUGGAGAAAUUACUUUGACGGUCAGGCUGCUGCGAUAUACCUCGGGUGGAUGGCUUUCCAGGCUGUACUCUAUAUGAUACCUGUUGGGCCAGUGGUCAUGGGUCAGCCUCUUCGUUCUGGUCAGCGACUUAAGUACAGGUGUAAUGGUUUUUACUCCCUUUGUAUAAGCCUUGUCGCCUUUGGUGCUGCUGUCUACUUCAAACUUCCUACUGGCAUUGUAAUGCAGAAGUUCACACAGCUCAUCACCACUGGAAUUGUCUUCUCUUCUGUCCUGAGUGUCAUUCUCUAUGUGAAGGCAAGGAGAGGACCUAACAAGCAGCUGGCACCUGGAGGAAAUACAGGAAAUAUUCUGUAUGAUUUCUUCAUUGGUCAUGAGCUGAAUCCUCGAGUAGGAAGUUUUGACCUCAAGUUUUUCUGUGAGCUGCGACCUGGUCUAAUUGGCUGGCUUAUGCUGAACCUUGUAAUGCUGACUGAAAAGUACAACAAGGAAGGGGCUUUCCCCCCAGCACUCACAAUGGUCGUCGUGUUCCAGGCUCUCUAUGUGGCUGAUGCUCUCUGGUUUGAGGAUGCCAUUCUGACCACCAUGGACAUAAUUCAUGAUGGUUUUGGAUUCAUGCUUGUGUUUGGAGACCUGGUUUGGGUGCCGUUCCUGUACUGUCUACAGACACGCUACCUUUCACUAUAUGGUGUAAAGAUGGAGUGGUACUGUCUGGUCUUCAUCGGCAUCCUCAACUUGAUUGGCUACUACAUAUUCAGGGGAAGUAAUUCUCAGAAGAAUGAGUUCAGGAAGAAUCCAUACAACCCAGCUCUAGCUCAUCUUGAGACCAUCCCAACUUCGUCUGGCAAACGACUUCUUGUAUCUGGAUGGUGGGGACUUGUUCGUAAGCCUAAUUACCUUGGAGACCUCCUGAUGGCCACUGCCUGGUCCCUGACAUGUGGGUUUUCUACACCAUUGGUGUACUUCUAUCCCUUGUACUUUGCCAUCUUGCUGAUCCACCGGGAAUACCGUGAUGCUGAACAAUGCCAGAAGAAAUACAAAGCCAGCUGGGACCGUUACUGUGAACGAGUGAAAUACAGAAUAUUCCCAUACAUUUAUUAGACUUAUCAAAAGUUGUCUUGUAUUAACUAGAAUACUCCACAGCAUUUGUGUACUGUAUGUAAUGAAUACAUACAGGUUAUUUCAGUUAUUUUCUUUUAUGUAUUUUUGUUAUAUUUUCAUGUUUACGAUACUGUUCAAGACCAUGAAAUAAAGUUUUAGGCAAAUAUGUGCAUAUUUUUAAAUAUUUUAAAGAUUAAAUAAUUUUAAAAUUAUGUUAUUACAUAUAAGUUGAUCAGGACAAAUUUAGGUUGAAGAUUAAAAAAGCAUCCACAUACUUACAAGUUUGAAAGUUUGUGCUUUGAUACGGUCUAACAUCUAUUGAAAUAAUUUUGCAAUAUUCCUUGAUGUAAAAUCAACUGUCAUUGUUUGUUUCUCAAACUGUUCUUGUAUGUGAUUAUUAUUUUUAUUUUGUUUUAAGAGGAAUGAAAAAUAGUGCCUUUCAGUAACAUUAUUCACUGCCCUUCCUUAAAUAAUGUAAAUUGCUAUAUUUUUGUGAGAGAAAGUUUUCACAUUAAUUCACAAGGAGGGUUAUAUGUGCAUUUUAAUUUCCUGCAAACAUCAAAUUCACAGAUAAUUACUAUUGAUAUUGAAAUAGCAUAGUAAAGUACAUGCAAAAGUAAAAUGCCAAUCAAUUCCUAGCAGAUUCAAUCAAAUAUGAAAAUGAAGAAACACUCUAAAUGUUGAGGGCGAGAGAGGGAAAUUAUUUAGCAGCUUAUUUUAUGUGUAAAAGCUGUACCAGUGAAUUACCAAAAUUAUGUUUACAAUUAUUUUUCAAGGAGUUAUGAAGGUUAUUCUAGAUGUGAAUAAAUGAAGGAUGUGGGAGACACAUUUAACAUUUCUGUAGUGCGGUAUCAAAGAGCAUCACUAAUCCUCCAUGAUCCUCUCAUGUAGUUCUGAAAUAGCCCUGAGCAAUAUUUACUCAUGUUACUGUUUGCAAAUUGAUGCAAUAUUUUAAAUUGAAUUACAUGUAACAAUCUUAAAAUUGAGUGAUUGUGAAUGUCGUAUAAGAAGGAGUUGAAACUGCAACACAGCAUUAUCAGGAAAAUCACUUUUCAUUUUUGUAAUACUUUCAGAGAUCUCAUCAUUAAGUGUGUGAAAGUGAAGGAGAGCAAGGUGCCAUAGGUAUUCCUGGCUAUAGUGUAAAAUCAUGUAUAUUAGACACUACUAUCACUGGUGUACAGAGUGCUGGAUGUAAAUGUGUAGUAUGUAAAUAGUCCCAGCAGAGUAAUACAGUGUCAUGUACAUAAGUUACUGUUUGUACAGAUUUCCUUUUUGGAUUCCCAUGUUGUAACAAAGCUUUUAGACUAAAGAAUAUACUAUUUUUAUGGAUGUUUGGAAUGAAGCAGUUUAUCAACAAUUGACAGCAGUCCAAUGUUUGGAGUUAUAGUGUUAAGGAAGAAUUAUAAUUUGUCAUUUGUGAAAUAUUGAGACAUUUACUUAACUUGAAAUUCAAACAUUGUUAUUUUAUAUUUUCAAAAAACAAAAAUAAGAUAUAUAAAAAAAAUGUUCCAGACAGAAGUAAAUAUGGAAUAAAAGUGAGUGUAUUAAAUAAAUGAAAGUCAUGUCUGUGUAAUUAAAGACAGUCCCAUGAUAAUUAUAUUCACUAUUAAAAUACAGCUUGAUUUCAGAA
Molecule: messenger RNA, 3311 nt
Organism: Mizuhopecten yessoensis (Yesso scallop)
Lineage: Eukaryota; Metazoa; Mollusca; Bivalvia; Pectinida; Pectinidae
Product: delta(14)-sterol reductase-like
Exons: 11
Coding region: 119-1681 (520 amino acids)
Biological process (GO): sterol biosynthetic process
Cellular component (GO): nuclear inner membrane; endoplasmic reticulum membrane
Molecular function (GO): oxidoreductase activity, acting on the CH-CH group of donors, NAD or NADP as acceptor
Source: RefSeq, a predicted model, not a curated record